This is a messenger RNA of Sphenostylis stenocarpa, 1200 nucleotides long. Lineage: Eukaryota; Viridiplantae; Streptophyta; Magnoliopsida; Fabales; Fabaceae. The record is from the annotation of a GenBank genome assembly.
AUGGCGAUUGAGAUCACUGAGCUGGAAAAGGUUGAAAACUCUGGAUUAUCUGUAAAUGGAAAUGAUGAACUGCUAGAUGAUGAUGGCAAGCCAAGAAGAACAGGGACAGUAUGGACUGCAACUGCACAUAUAAUAACAACAGUUAUUGGAGCUGGGGUGCUUUCUUUGGCCUGGUCCAUGGCUCAAUUGGGAUGGAUCAUAGGUGUUUCUUCCAUCUUUGUAAUUGCCAGUGUUACACUCUACACUUCCAAUCUUCUAGCUGAUUGUUACAGAUCACCACAUCCUGUCACUGGUAGGAGGAAUCACACUUACAUGGAGACUGUGAAAACCCACUUAGCAUCAAUUACGUCUUUUGGUUAUGCAUUUAUUGGCGUUGGACUUUCUGUUGCUACCAUCAUUCAAGGGAGUGAAACAGGAAGAGAAAGGAGUACCUUUUUGUUUGGGGGAAGCAAGGAGCAACACAUUGCAGACAAAGUAUGGAAUAUGCUGGUGGCACUAGGAAAUAUUGCACUUGCCAGCAAUUACGCUGUAAUUGCUAUAGAUGUCCAGGACUCUCUAAAGUCAUCACCACCGGAGAAUAAAGUGAUGAAGACGGCGAACAGGAUAGGAAUGUUGACGAUGGUAAUCAUCUUUCUGUCAUCUGCUUGCUCUGGCUAUGCAGCGUUUGGCUUUCACACUCCUGGUAGCAUCCUUAUGAGCUCUGGAUUUAAAGACCCUUUUUGGCUUGUUGACUUGGCCAAUGCCUUCAUCGUUGUGCAUCUAGUUGGAGCAUAUCAGAUAAUUACCCAACCAAUUUUUGGUGUGGUGGAAACUUGGGCUAAACAAAGGUGGCCAGAAUCAAAAUUUGUGAGAAAGGAGUACACAAUCAACAUUGGAAAAAUGAAGUUUAGCUUGAAUUUAUGUAGGGUGGUUUGGAGGACCAUGUUUGUGAUGGUGGCAACCAUUUUGGCCAUGGCAAUGCCCUUUUUCAAUGAAAUGCUUGCCUUUUUGGGGGCUACGGCGUUUUGGCCCUUGGUCAUCUAUUUUCCAGUUGAAAUGUUCAUUGCCAAAGAAAGGAUGAAGAAAAGAACAAUUAAAUGGUUUGGACUUCAAACAAUGAAUGUUUCUUUCCUGAUAUUGUCAAUGGCUAUUGCAUUUGCAGCUAUUCGAGGGUUGGGCGAAGCUCUUCUUAAAUACAAACCCUUCAUGUAUAAAAUGUAG